This is a messenger RNA of Biomphalaria glabrata, 1649 nucleotides long. RefSeq names its product aldose reductase A-like. Gene Ontology annotation, molecular function: oxidoreductase activity. Bases 143 to 1012 code for a protein of 289 amino acids. The transcript is spliced from 8 exons. NCBI's taxonomy places the organism in Eukaryota, Metazoa, Mollusca, Gastropoda, Planorbidae. The record is from RefSeq and is a predicted model, not a curated record.
ACUAAUGCUCUGUGAUACAGAACAAAAUUCCCCUUGUCAAGACUAGGAUGUAGUUUUUCGAACUGUAAUAUCUCGGUUCUCUUGAUCGUAACACAGGACGCCGCUUACUAAAGAACAGUGAAGAUUUUGUGGUCUUGCCAAAAUGAGUAAAAUGGUUCAUCUGAUAAGCGGGCAUCAAAUGCCAAUUAUUGGAUUCGGAACCUACAAAAUACAAGGAUAUGAUCUUAUUUAUACAGUGCUAGAAGCUGCAUUGGCUGCAGGGUACAGGUCAAUAGACACAGCAUCUGUGUAUAGAAAUGAAUCGGACAUAGGAAAAGCAUUAAAAAUACUUUUGCCAAAAUAUAACCUUGAAAGAAAAGACAUAUUUAUCACCAGCAAACUUGGACCUUCAGAGCAAGGUAAAGGAAAUGCUAAAGCUGCAUUGUUAGGCUCCAUUCAAAGACUUGACUGUGAAUAUUUAGAUCUUUAUCUUAUACAUUGGCCUGGAACAUCUCAGUAUCAGCCAAAAGAUGAACAUAACAGACAACUUCGAAAGGAAAGCUGGCUUGAUAUGGAGGAGGCAUUCAAACAAGGCAAAGUCAAAUCUCUCGGUAUAUCCAAUUACCUAACAAGACACAUUGAAGAGUUGCUUAGUUACUGCACUGUCAAGCCCUCAGUUUUACAGACUGAAUACCACCCACAUCUUAUACAAGCAGAUGUCAAGAAAACUUGUGAUAAACAUAACAUUCUUCUUCAAGCUUAUUCAUCUCUAGGAACUACCAGCUCUAAAGAGCUUAUCAGUGAUCCUAAAGUUGUGGAAAUAGCAAAACAAUGCCAAAAGUCUCCUGCUCAAGUUCUGUUAUGCUGGGCUGUUCAACAAGACAUUGGUGUUCUUCCAAAAUCAACCAAUCCCUCACAUAUUAGAGACAACUUUGAUAUAUUUUCAUUUUCACUUACCAGUAAACAAAUGGAAGAACUGUCUCAUUUAAACAAAGAGGCCCAUUAUUGUUGGGACCCAUCAAAAGUAGCAUGAGCUUUGAGUAUCUUCAGUAACUUAGUGGUCCUUCAAAGAAGCCAAAGAUCUCUAUAGAAUAAUACACUUAACUUAUUCUUAGAAAAAAACACAUUUUACUUAGAUUUUAUAAAUGGUUUUAGAAUGUUAAGAUUUUUCUUUUACAUAAUAUUUAGAUUUUUCUUUGAUAUACAAUGUUUCCAUUUUUCUAUGACUUGUUAAUAAGGAAGCAGAUCUAAAAGUUUCUACAUCUUAUCCCAGUUGUAGAAUUUUUAUUUCAAGUUAUGAUAUUGCAUUUCAUAUUUGAAAACUCAUUUUUCUUUUAGAUGAAUAUUUAUGUAAUCUUACAGCAGGAUUUGAAUUCUCAGAUUUAAUUCUUUUAGUGUUUUAGAUAACUAAUUGAAUUUAAAAAAUAACAAUUUUAAUAUUCUAUUAUAGUUAGGAUGAACAUCAACAUAUUUGUAAAAAUUCUCUAGAUCUACUUUCAAUUGAUGAUGUUUGUGUUAUGUAAGAUUAAUCUUAUAAAACACCACAAUAAACUAUUGAUUACCUGUUUAAUUUAUAGCUAUAUAUUUCAUAUGAUGUUUUAUUAUUGGAUUUAUGUAUAACUCUUGCUCUCAAAUUCAAACUUUUAAAUAAACAUAUUUUUAUAUUUUGA